AGGGUGUCUGGCUGCGUACAUGUGGUACAGGCAGGGGAUCAGAACGCUCACAGAACAGCCAGCAUAAUUCCAUGUUCUCCCUAAGUCUCAGCCCUGCAGGGAGCUGUGCCUGCAGUCUACUUGGAGAGGGAAAGUAGAAGGUGGAAAGGGUCAAUUCCUAAGUGAGUGGGUCCUCACUUAUCAUGAGGGCAUCUGCUCAUCUCCAGUGACUGCCUGGUGCCUCCUGGUCAGACUCGGCCCUCUCUCUCCUAGAUACUUGCUUUAGCAGAAGAGACACACCUUUCUGCAGCAGAGAAACGCAGCUGACCAGAUUGCAAGCCGGUGCUGGUGGAUGCUCUGCAGCUGCCCUGGGCCCAGGCAGACUGAUUCAGCAGAAGCAUCUGUGCAUGGGAGUCGCAAUCAGGGACCAUGGCAGUGCAGCUGGUGCCGGACUCCGCUCUCAGCCUGCUGAUGAUGACGGAGGGCCGUCGAUGUCAAGUACAUCUCCUUGAUGACAGGAAGCUGGAGCUCCUAGUACAGCCCAAGCUUUUGGCCAAGGAGCUUCUUGACCUCGUGGCUUCUCAUUUCAACCUGAAGGAAAAGGAAUACUUCGGGAUAGCAUUCACAGACGAGACGGGACACUUGAACUGGCUUCAACUAGAUCGAAGAGUACUGGAACACGACUUCCCCAAAAAGUCUGGGCCUGUGGUUCUGUACUUCUGCGUCAGAUUCUAUAUAGAAAGCAUCUCCUACCUGAAGGACAAUGCUACCAUUGAGCUCUUCUUCCUGAAUGCCAAGUCCUGCAUCUACAAGGAGCUUAUUGAUGUUGACAGUGAAGUGGUGUUUGAAUUGGCUUCCUAUAUCUUACAGGAAGCAAAAGGCGAUUUCUCUAGCAAUGAGGUGGUGAGGAGUGACCUAAAAAAGCUGCCAGCCCUUCCUACCCAAGCCCUGAAGGAGCACCCCUCCCUGGCCUACUGUGAAGACAGAGUCAUUGAGUACUACAAGAAGCUGAAUGGCCAGACGAGGGGCCAAGCAAUCGUGAACUACAUGAGUAUCGUGGAGUCUCUCCCAACCUACGGUGUCCACUAUUAUGCAGUGAAGGACAAGCAAGGCAUACCAUGGUGGCUGGGACUAAGCUACAAAGGAAUCUUCCAGUAUGACUACCAUGAUAAAGUGAAACCACGCAAGAUAUUCCAAUGGAGACAGCUGGAGAAUCUGUAUUUCAGGGAAAAGAAGUUUUCCGUGGAAGUUCAUGACCCCCGCAGGGCUUCGGUGACCAGGAGGACUUUUGGGCACAGUGGCAUCGCUGUGCACACGUGGUAUGCGUGUCCCGCGUUAAUCAAGUCCAUUUGGGCAAUGGCGAUUAGCCAGCAUCAGUUCUAUCUGGACAGAAAGCAAAGUAAGUCCAAGAUCCAUGCGGCACGAAGUCUGAGUGAAAUCGCCAUUGACCUCACAGAGACAGGGACGCUGAAGACCUCGAAGCUGGCCAAUAUGGGGAGCAAAGGGAAGAUCAUCAGUGGCAGCAGUGGGAGUCUGCUGUCCUCAGGUUCUCAGGAGUCAGAUAGCUCACAGUCGGCCAAGAAAGACAUGCUGGCUGCCUUGAAAUCCAGGCAGGAAGCUCUGGAGGAGACGCUGCGCCAGAGGCUGGAGGAACUGAAGAGAUUGUGUCUCCGGGAAGCUGAGCUCACAGGCAAACUGCCUGUUGAAUAUCCCCUGGAUCCAGGAGAGGAACCACCUAUUGUUCGGAGAAGAAUUGGGACAGCCUUCAAGCUAGAUGAACAGAAAAUUCUGCCUAAAGGAGAGGAAGCUGAGCUGGAACGUCUGGAACGAGAGUUUGCAAUUCAGUCCCAGAUCACCGAGGCUGCCCGCCGCCUAGCCAGUGACCCCAAUGUCAGCAAAAAACUGAAGAAGCAGAGAAAAACCUCUUACCUGAAUGCACUGAAAAAGCUGCAGGAGAUUGAAAAUGCAAUCAACGAGAACCGCAUCAAGUCAGGGAAGAAACCCACCCAGAGGGCGUCACUAGUCAUAGACGAUGGAAAUAUCGCCAGUGAAGACAGCUCCCUCUCGGAUGCCCUUGUUCUUGAAGAUGAAGACUCUCAGGUUACCAGCACAAUAUCCCCCCUACAGUCUCCGCACAAGGGACUUCCUCCUCGGCCACCAUCUUCCUCGCACAACAGGCCUCCUCCCCCACAGUCCCUGGAGGGGCUCAGGCAGAUGCACUAUCACCGCACCGACUAUGACAAGUCACCCUUAAAGCCCAAAAUGUGGAGCGAGUCCUCUCUAGACGAGCCUUAUGAGAAGGUGAAGAAACGCUCCUCCCACAGUCAUUCCAGCAGCCACAAGCGUUUCCCCAGUACAGGAAGCUGUACUGAGGCAGGAGUAAGCAGCUCCUUGCAGAACAGCCCCAUCCGAGGCCUCCCACACUGGAAUUCCCAGUCUAGCAUGCCAUCCACCCCAGACCUGCGUGUCCGGAGUCCCCACUACGUUCAUUCCACAAGGUCGGUAGACAUCAGUCCCACGAGACUGCACAGCCUCGCACUGCACUUUAGGCAUCGGAGCUCCAGCUUGGAAUCCCAGGGCAAGCUCCUGGGCUCAGAGAAUGACACCGGGAGCCCCGACUUCUACACUCCGAGGACUCGUAGCAGCAAUGGCUCGGAUCCCAUGGAUGACUGCUCCUCGUGCACCAGCCAUUCAAGCUCAGAGCACUACUACCCGGCACAGAUGAACGCCAACUACUCAACGCUGGCUGAGGACUCUCCAUCCAAGGCGCGCCAGCGGCAGCGGCAGCGGCAGCGGGCAGCAGGCGCCCUGGGCUCGGCGAGCUCUGGCAGCAUGCCCAACCUAGCAGCACGCAGUGGGGCUGCAGGCGCGGGCGGCAGCGGCGGCGGCGUGUACCUGCACAGCCAGAGCCAGCCGAGCUCGCAGUACCGCAUCAAGGAGUACCCACUGUAUAUUGAGGGCAGUGCCACACCCGUGGUGGUGCGCAGCCUGGAGAGUGACCAGGAGGGCCACUACAGCGUCAAGGCGCAGUUCAAGACCUCCAACUCCUACACAGCUGGCGGUCUGUUCAAAGAGAGCUGGCGCGGGGGUGGCGACGAGGGCGACGCAGGCCGCCUUACACCAUCGCGCUCCCAGAUCCUGCGGACUCCUUCGUUGGGGCGUGACGGCGCCCACGACAAAGGCUCUGGCCGUGCUGCGGUAUCCGACGAGCUGCGCCAGUGGUACCAGCGUUCCACGGCCUCGCACAAGGAGCACAGCCGCCUGUCGCACACCAGCUCCACCUCCUCAGACAGCGGCUCCCAGUACAGCACCUCUUCCCAGAGCACCUUCGUGGCGCACAGCAGGGUCACCAGGAUGCCCCAGAUGUGCAAGGCCACCUCAGCUGCCUUACCUCAGAGCCAGAGAAGCUCAACACCGUCAAGUGAAAUUGGGGCCACCCCACCAAGCAGUCCCCACCACAUCCUGACCUGGCAGACUGGGAGCUACAGUGAUAGCUGCUUCCUGGAUUCCUCCCUCUAUCCAGAGCUAGCUGAUGUCCAAUGGUACGGGCAAGAAAAAGCCAAGCCCGGGACCCUCGUGUGAGCCAGCCCGGCCUCUUCUGACCGCCGCACGCCAUUCUGAGUCACCUCACUGCCUCUCAGUUGCCUUACCCAGACACACUGUCACCUGCACCAGCUUCGGCCCUUGGCACUUUUUUUUCUCCUGUCUCCAUAUCCCCUUCACCCUCAAAAACCUGACUGAGGAGACAUUCUGGAAGGUUCCGAUCCCACUGUGUGUCCCCUGGCUCUCUUACCCAGAGAGCCAGGCAACAAUCCUCAAUGGCACCUUGGUGGUUUCCCUCUGCCAUGACAGCUCCAGGCCAGGAACUGUCAGGGAAGCCAACACAUGCAAUUCCUGUGGAAGAGAAGCAUUAGUAGAGAAUGGAAAACAGACCUACCAGUGUGCAGAGACCGUGAUGCUGCGUCCAGCUGCCACCUUAGGCCAACUGAGCGCUUCAAGAGGAGGAUGCCUCCUGGGGAUAUUCAGUUUACACCUGAAAUGUUCUGUAUUCUGUAACGAGACAGCCUGCAAGAGUACCUAUGGGGAAGAGUGAGAAAGAAGACCAGCGCUUCGGAGAUGCAUCGGAGGGUCACAAUUGGUUCUAUGCUGCCAAAGAUUCGACACAUUCAACAAUAAACAGAUACGAGGGGCCAAGAGGAAUACACUGUUUCUGCAGUGAAAUUUCUUUUCAGUUCUAAACUGCUUCUAUGCAGCACAAGUGAGAAGUCCACCAUCUGUAAAUCAUGUCCUGUAGUGACCCAUCUCCUGUCCAGUCCACUUCUCCCCACCUGAGCGCCUGGAAAUGAACCUAAUGGCACCGUGAAGAAGGAGGAGGCUUGGCUGGCAGGCACAGAAUCUGUCUGUCUGGACACGAAGGAGGAGCAGAGCACUGUUAGGACCGCCUGAUACAGGGGCCUCCGCCUACGUCCCCAAAGCUGCUUUCCUUUUGGGAUUGGUCAGAAGCUAAAGGUGAUCAUUGCCAAAAGUAGUCCUCUCUCGUGAAAACAGCCAGUAAAAGUGUAACCUUUCUUCUUUGUACAAGGUGUUUCAUUUUCUUUUUUAUGGGAAACCAAGGGAAAAAGCACAUUGCAGUCUAUUCAAGUGUUUUACUGUCGUGGCUCAUUUUGUUUGUUAACACUUGUGUGACAAAGAACUCAGAUGGACCUCUCCUGUAUGUCACUUAGUCAAAGAACCCAAGUAUGCCCUUAGGUAGGAAGAUUGUUUUUUUAAAUGUGUCUACCAGCCGGCAGGCAGAGCAGAGUUGAGACAACUCGGCUCCCAAAGGGCCCAUUCACCUCCAGCAGUAUCCAUGACCUUGAUUUACCACCUCUGUCCACAGAUACCAAGAGGGAAAAAAGGCAAAAAAAAAAAAAGAAAAAGAAAAAAAAAGAAAAAAAAAAGCAUGCGUGCAAGCUGCCCGUUUACAUGUGUUUUGAGCUAUGCUUAACACACAACCAAAAAGCCAUCAAUCUUCAAAGGCCUCAAAAUUUUAUAAUAACUAACCAGUGAACAGUCUUAGCUGGGUUACUCAAGAAGGCACAAAAGACAGUUUCCAUGGAGGUAGUACAUGUUAAUAUACGUGGGGCUUGUGGGGGUUACCGUUGUAAGGACUUCCUGUGGGAAAGGCAUCCAGGAACAGGAGCCAGGGUAGGAGUACUUCUGUGGGAAAGCAGAUCUAAAAGUUAGCUGUGGCAUCAAAAGAAAAACCUUUGUUGUUCAUGUAGGUCAAUCCAAGAACAGUAGACUCCACCAGAUGAGGAGGGUAAGAAAUGGACACCAGAAAGUACUAUCCCUGUUGCUUACUCUGCAGUGGUUUGGAAAGCUCUGGAAGCCACCAAGCAGUAGGUAGCAUUUACACCAGGCAGAAGCACCCAUACCAUGAGGUCUUAGGCCUCCUCUGCCAUUUUUCUAUGGCCCAUUCAAGGCGGGGUACCCCAGAGCUGGGCAUGGCUGGCUUGAUGAUUCAACUUUCACAAACAGUACUCUUCCCGGACACUUCAAGGGUAACUCUGUAGAUUGGUGGAAACUGGGUAAUGGUACAAAACUAAUCUGAGGCUUGACAGAGAUGGGGGCUAUCGGUUGGUUUGUUGGGGUUUUUUUUUCUCCGAGUAUGUUGAUCAGAUCUGUAAAAGGUUUAUUCGGGGAUUUCCCCCCUCUACCUUCCCUAAAAGGAAAUGUGACACAUUGGGUCAGUUGUUUUUUUCUUCCAAAAGGAGAUGCCUGAAUAAUUAGACUGAACUAUGGUGCAACAGGAAAAGUCCAAAGGGAAACAACGAACAAGACAAGGUUACAUAGUUGCAGGUUAUAACAGACCUAUAACAUAGUUUGAAAAUCAGUUCUGAAUUCCGUUGGAUCAAUGAGAGAGGCAAAAAGAAUCUAAAAUGUAAUACAUUUGGGAGCAGAGAGGAAUUGUAUGGGAGCUGUGAAUACCAUCAGGAUAGUCUGGUAGUAAGGACAGAGAUUAAGUAAAACAGGUUUUACUGUUUAGCUGUGUUCAGUUAAUACAAUGUACAUAAUAAGCAUUAGUCCUUUGAGACUGACAUGAUCAAUGGUCAGUGUGGUGGUGAACUCUAGGUGUUGUAUUCAAGCACCUGCAAACACUUUACAGAUCCCUAUUUCUUUAAAGGAAGAUGAGCUAUGAAGCCCCCAGUCUGAUCUAAAGCCCCUAUUGGAUUCUUUGGGUACAUGUAAGAAAUUGCCUGUUUCAACCAGAAGACUAUGUUGUGAGCCAGGUUGGUUUAUUUUGUUAUAUGCAGGUGAGUGUUGAAACUGUUAAAAUCCCAAGUUGUUUUCAUUCAGUAUUAGUUUAGUUCUAAAUAUAGCAAACCUCAUCCAGGUGCUAUCAGAUGACCAAUUACUGCUUAGUUAACUAGGUGUAAAGUUUUACAUAUCCAUUCAUGUCAAUAGUUUAUUACAAGUUGUGUAAAAUGGACUCUAGUUUAAUAAUGGGGGGAAAAGAUUAGGUUGCUCCUGAAACUGACUGUAGAGCAUGUAAAAUGAUUUUACUGGAUUCUGUUCAACUGUAAUCAAUGAAAAAGAUGUAUGUUGUAGACAAAGUUGCAGAAUUAAAAGAGAAAUCUGCUUUUAAUUUAUUCUUUUUGUAUUAAGAAUUUGUAUAGUACCUUUACAUUUUGCAGAACAGUGUUGUCAACACUUAUUAAAGCAUUUUGAAAAUGAAAACAC
This is a messenger RNA of Peromyscus californicus insignis, 6702 nucleotides long. RefSeq names its product FERM domain containing 4A (gene Frmd4a). Lineage: Eukaryota; Metazoa; Chordata; Mammalia; Rodentia; Cricetidae. Gene Ontology annotation, biological process: establishment of epithelial cell polarity. The coding region runs from base 409 to 3561 and encodes 1050 amino acids. The record is from RefSeq and is a predicted model, not a curated record. The transcript is spliced from 24 exons. Gene Ontology annotation, cellular component: bicellular tight junction; adherens junction; cytoskeleton.